AUGGACACCAGCGACGACGCUGUCUCCGUCGACGCGUCAACCACAGCCCCCACCACCACCACAAAGAACGGCGCGUCUGCAGCAGCAGCAGCAGCAGCAGCGCCAGACACAGGCAACCGUAGGCGCUCCACAAGAGUGGUCAAGAAGCCCACGCUGCUGGCCACGCAGCAGGCUGCGGAGCGACCGAAGCGAAAGCGGCCCGUCAGGGAGGAGUCCUCGUCGGAAGAUGAGGGCGACAGUGAGGAUGGGGGCAAGGACGACGAGGAAGAGGCGGUAGAGGAGGGGGCAGAAGAAGAAGCAGUGGCGGAGAAGGAGAAGCCGAAGCCGAGGUCGAAGGCUAAAGCAAAGCCGAAAGCUAAGCCGAAAGCGAAGCCGAAAGCGAAGGACCCAGAACCUGAGAAGGAAAAGGAAGCUAGUGGGGCUGAAGAAGACAAUGAGGAGGCUGAAGAUGAGGCUGAAGAAGAAGAUGAAGAAGAGGAGGAGGAUGACGAUGACGAGGAGGAGAGCAGUGAGGAGGAGUCCUCGGAGGGCGAGCCGGACGAGGAGGAGAUCAAGGAGCGGCGGAAAAGGAAUGCUGCUGCGCGCGCACGGAAGCAGACACGGGCUGCGGAUGAUGGCAGCGCGAAGAAGCCGCCCGCGAAGAAGACGAGAACUGCGACGGGCGCGGUGGCGGCGACGCCUGUGAAGCGGAAGAGGAGCGGGGGGAGGGCGAAAGGGAAGGGGAAGGGGAAAGCGAGGACUACGAAUGGAGAGGGUGGUGAGGGUGAGGAGGGUGAGGCGGGGGAGAUCGAGCAGAAUGCUCUGUUUGACUCUGUAUUUAAUGGCGACGAAGAUCACGAUGAUGUCGCGCAGUCAUGGACCGUGAAAUACGAGGGCGACAACACAGAGGCAAUGAAAGACAUGGUCAAUUUGAUCCUCAAGUGCUGCGGUUGCGAGAAAACCGUCACAAACUACGACAUUGAAGACCAAGACUCCGCCGCCGAGACCCUCUCCCAGAUCCAAGAAGCCUUCCAGCGGCAGCGACACGCCGACUACCCGCUGACCUCCAAGAAGCCCGAGUUCCGCCGGUUCCGCCAGAAUCUCUCGUCCUUCCUGCACUCGCUCAUGUCCACCUUUGCUGCGCGCGACAUCCUGUACACCGACCCGGCGCUCAUCGAGAACUUCCAGGUCUGGAUCGCGGCCAUGUCCUCCUCCACGCUGCGGCAGUUCCGCCAUACCAGCACCGUGUUCGCGCUCGACAUUGUGUCCAGCCUUGCCACGAUCGCCGCAGAGGCUAGAAAAGCGAAUAGCACAACAAACCGCCAGUUCGAGGCCGAGGGAAAGAAGGGGAAGCGCAACGAGGGUAGAAUCACGGCGCUGGAAACUAAGCUGAAGGAAGGCGAAGAGCGCAGAGAAGUCACAGAAAACAUAAUCAAGGACAUCUUCGACACUGUGUUCGUCCACCGAUACCGCGAUAUCGACCCAAAGAUCCGCUCCGACUGUGUCCGCGAGCUCGGCUCGUGGAUUCUCACCCUGCCAGACGUCUUCUUCGACGGGUCCUAUCUCCGCUACCUGGGCUGGGUGCUCUCAGACACGGUCCCAGGAACCCGUCUCGAGGUCGUCAAAGCGCUCACCAAGCUCUUCAAGAAAAAAGACUCCGUAUCGGGCCUCCGCCACUUCACGGAGCGCUUCCGGCCGCGUCUCGUCGAGAUGGCCACCCGCGACGCCGACGCCAGCGUCCGCGCCGCCACCGUCGAGCUCCUCGACGUCGUCCGCGAAGUCGGCUACCUCGAACCCGCCGACAUCGACACCGUCGGCCGCCUCCUCUUCGACUCGGAGCCCAAGGUGCGCCGCGCAGUCGUCGGCUUCUUCGUCGAGAACAUCGGCGACCUGUAUGAAGAGAAGCUGGAAGAGCUCGGCGGCGAAGACGCGGUCCUGGAGGCGCUCGGCGACGACUCGGACGAGAACUUUGAGGGCCCGACGCUGUCGUGGAUCAAGCUGAAGUGUCUUGUUGAGGUGCUUGCGAACUAUGAUCUUGAGGACGGGGCGGCGGACGAAGACGCGGACGCGGCGGCGCAGGGGAUUGAGAAGAGUGCGCUCAAGAUUGGCGAUGCGGAGAGUAGGUUUUCGCUGGCGGGGAGUGUGCUCUGGGAGGCGUUUGAUGAGGUGGGUGAUUGGGAGGGCGUGGCGAAGUAUCUGCUCUAUGACCACAGCGAGGGCGCGCGGGUCGAGGAGGGGAGCGAGGAGGAGGAUCUCGAGAAGAAGAUUAAGGCGAUGGUCGCGCUCGAGGCAAGGGAAGAGGCGAUAUUGCUGCAGCUUCUCAAUGCGAGUGUCGCUGCUAACAUCGCCGAGGGAGGCGAGGGCGGAAAGAAGAGAGGCGCUGCAAAACGCACUGCAAAAGAAAUCGAGAAGCACACCGAGACAGUGUCCCGUAACCUCAUGAUGCUCAUCCCCCCGCUCCUCAAGAAGUUCGGGCCAGUCCCCGACGCGGCGUCCUCAGUCCUGCGUCUCGAGCAGCUCAUGAAGCUCGACGUCUUCCAGGAGCUGCGCCAGUCAACCGCCUACGCAUCACUGCUCGACGACAUCAACCGCCAGUUCCUGACACACGCGGACGAGUCCGUGCUCAAAGAGGCCUCCGCAGCCCUCCUGCACGCAAAGACAUUCGAGGAGCUCGACGAGGUCACCGACCAGAAAGUCGGGCAGCUGAAAGACGAGACCGUGACCGCGCUGGUCAACGCCGUCCGCGGCAAGGACCUCGGAAAGGGCAAGUUUAGCGACGCUAGCCUGACAGAGCUGAUCAACACCGUGCGCAGACUCGAGUACAUCGCGUCCAUCACAAACUGCGUGGAGAUCAUGGAGACGCCGCCGGCGACGUCCGCAAAGGGCAAGUCCAAGACCGCGGACCUCAAGCCGAUCGAGGUGCUGAUGGCGCUGCUGCAGCGCGGCGGCAGCGUCGACGAGCUUGAGGAGGAGCUCAUCAUCCGCACGAUGAAGACGCUCGAGUACUACUUCAUGUGGAAGGUCAGCUCCAUCAGCGAGACCGAGGACCUCGCAGACCUGGACAUUGACGACCUCACGCUCCGCCGUAACGCAAUCAUGGAGCGUGUCGGCGGCAUCAUCAAAAACCGCGGCAAGGUCGACCCCGUCAAGAUCACGGCCGCAACAACAAUAAUGGGCCUCGCAACACUCUUCAUCGCCGCGGCCGCAAGGAACGAGAAGAAGAAGCCCGCCGCAGAGGGCGAAGACGGCGUCGUUGGCGACGCCGCUGAAGAGAUUGCCGUGAAGCUCUCAGCGCUGGGAAGGAAGCUCGACGCCUCGCUGGAAGAGGAGAUGCUGAAAGUGUUUGACGCGCUCGAAAAGACGUUUGCCAAGUCGUCCAGCCGGGCGCUCGAGCCCGACGAGCACGCCGCGCCUGAGGGCGUGGACGACGCGGACACGGAGGCCGACGAUGCAGAGAAGACCGAGGCCGACGAGAGCGCCGUGCUGUUGCAUGAGCAGCGGCUCUGCGAGUUUACGGGGAAGCUUGUUCUCGCCGUGCUUGCGGGGGCCGUCGACGAGGCGGUGUUCAAGAAGCGGCUCGACAGGAACGAGGAGGUGAAGAAGGUGCCGGGCAAGCGGGGGAGGAAGCCGAGGCCGUAUCCGGGGGAGAUUAUUAACUAUAGUGAUGAUGAGGAGGAGGGUGGGGAGGAGCAGGAGGAGCAUGCGGAGGCUGAGGUUGAGGCAGAGGCGGGGGCGAAGGAUUCGGGCGAGAAGAAGAAGAAGGGGCAGAAUGUAGAGGAGGAUGAGGAGGACGAUGAGGAGGAGGAAGGUGAAGAGGAGGAGGAGGAGGAGCAUCAUGAUGAGAAUGCGGACCCCGAGGAGGAGGAGAAGGAGGCUGAGGUGGAGAGCGAUAAUGAGUCGGAGCCGGAUCCAGAGGUUGGGGUGCCACCGGAUGAGGACGAGGAAAUGGCAGAUGUGUAA
Molecule: messenger RNA, 3939 nt
Organism: Morchella importuna
Lineage: Eukaryota; Fungi; Ascomycota; Pezizomycetes; Pezizales; Morchellaceae
Exons: 5
Coding region: 1-3939 (1312 amino acids)
Biological process (GO): sister chromatid cohesion
Cellular component (GO): cohesin complex; nucleus; chromatin
Molecular function (GO): chromatin binding
Source: RefSeq, a predicted model, not a curated record